GAAGAAGGAUGCAAUCAUGGUGAGUGAUUCGUCUAAAAUUCUCGGGUUAGUCAUCAAGGCCAUUAAAAAUCUUCGCGAAUUAAAAGGAUCGACUUCGAAAGAAAUCUUGCAUUAUCUCUCGUCUGUCUACGAUAUAUUACCAAAUGUAGCGCGUCGUCAGAUGCAAACGGCUUUGAAACGCGGGGUGGCGUACGGCAUUUUGAAGAAGAAUGGCGGCCAUUACAUUUUACCGACGAACGGGGAUAUAAAGUGUCAAGAGAUCGCGGAGCAAGAGGUGAAUCUAUUGGACGCCUGCCGAAGAAGCAGGAUGCAGCGGAAGAUGGGGUGCAAAUGCAAGAAAAAAGGGCGCAGACGAGGGAAGAGGAAGAGGAGAUUCUGCAGAUGCAAGCCUAGAAGACGCGUGAGGCGUAGGCGGGCGGCUCGAGGCGGCUGCCGAACUCGUAGGAGGCGGAGGCGGUCUCGUAGCCGAAGAAGAAGGAAAAGGAAAUGCCCGUGCGGUGGUACGGGGCGCAGCGGCAAUUUGGAUCGGCUGAAAAGGGCCCCCACCUCCCAACCGUUCGAUAAAUUCUGCACGCGGAAAUCGGUGGAAGGUUACGAUUCCGCGGUCAGCGAAAAGAGUUCGUUGUCCAGUGCCUCUUCGAUGGAGUAGAAAUGCACAU
Apis cerana (Asiatic honeybee) is the source of this 659-nucleotide messenger RNA. RefSeq names its product protamine-like protein. Gene Ontology annotation, molecular function: DNA binding. Gene Ontology annotation, cellular component: nucleosome. Lineage: Eukaryota; Metazoa; Arthropoda; Insecta; Hymenoptera; Apidae. Gene Ontology annotation, biological process: nucleosome assembly. The record is from RefSeq and is a predicted model, not a curated record.